UAUCGCUGAUCUACAGAUUAUGAAGAAGAAUGGCUAAAAUAUCUGACAUACUGUCAGAUGAUGGAACCAUCUCCCUCCUCCUCCUCCUUCCUGAUAGCUCAUUAACCGGCAACAUCCACUUAAAGGAAGGAUUAUUAAAGAGUACUUUCCCUGAACAAGAGUCAACUCCACUAUAAAUGAACUGAAUCCUGCACAGGUGGACUUGAGAGAGUGUAGCUGCACACACUGAUGCUUCAGUAACUCCACUGCACACCUGAACUGUUUCUUUUGAUCACAGUGAAAACAACUAAUCAGACAGAAUGCUUUUUGUUGCCGUCUUUGCUCUCCUAGCAGCCUCUGCUGUAGCUGACUCUCAGUCCUACUCCUACUCCCCACCAGUGGGGUCAGGAAGUGGCUCUUCGUACAGUCUCACUGGUACAGGAAGGAUCACAGCUGUACGAGUAUGGGGUGACCACAUUGUCCGGGGCCUCCAGUUCCGCUACGGCUUCAUCUGGUCCCACUUUGUUGGUUUGAAAAUUGGUACAGCCCAGGAGAUUGAAUUGUUUGAUGGUGAAUCCAUCAUCCAGAUUUCUGGGACCGCUGGUCACUACGUGGAAUUAGUGGUAUUCACCACUAACAGAGGACGCACACUGAGUGUAGGCCGAUGGAGUAGCAAUGCCUUUAACAUGUAUGCGUCCCACCCAGAGGCUGAGCUGCUCUUCAUCAGCGGCAGGCGAAUUCAUUGGGGCAUCACCGCCAUCGCAGGGCACUGGGGUAUUGUUGCAAGUAACAGGACCUCUGACUCUGAGCACUAAGUUCAGUUCUGUGGCGCAUCUGCAAAUUUUUUAACAUUUUAAUGUCACAAUUUCUUCCUGCUGAGCUGCUGACUUCAAAUGCACUUUACUGAAAACUCUUUUUCCUUAAAUUCUUUCUUCUUUGUUGAAAUCUGUUGAGAGAACUUGACUUGAUUCUUACCCUUUCUUCUAUGGUGACGUUUUACACCAUGUAUCUGUCAUAACAGAGGGCAUUAUGUAAUUAUUUUACUGUAUUAAAACAUUAGCUGACCUUACUCUUGUCUCUUUGCUUUUUAUAGCAUACAGAAGAAAACUCAAACUCAUGCACUGUAUAAUCAGUUAAUGAUAUAUAACUCUGAUCUGAAGUAUGUGCUCCUGUCUUUGUUUAUAUGAUGUGAGAUAAGAUGUUCAAUAAAAACAGAUUUU
This is a messenger RNA of Larimichthys crocea (large yellow croaker), 1199 nucleotides long. RefSeq names its product zymogen granule membrane protein 16. The transcript has 5 exons. The coding region runs from base 300 to 794 and encodes 164 amino acids. The record is from RefSeq and is a predicted model, not a curated record. NCBI's taxonomy places the organism in Eukaryota, Metazoa, Chordata, Actinopteri, Sciaenidae.